Messenger RNA from Rotaria sp. Silwood1, 351 nucleotides. Lineage: Eukaryota; Metazoa; Rotifera; Eurotatoria; Philodinida; Philodinidae. The record is from the annotation of a GenBank genome assembly.
AUGUCAAAUAAAGAUGAUGAAUCAAUUGAAAUAUUAUAUUCAAAAUCAUGUCUUGAUUUAAAUAUGGAUAUGGAAACAAAUUGUUGUUUAAAUGAUUUAUGUUCAAAUGAUGGAAGUAUAAUCGAUAAAUUAUGUAUGAUGUAUUGUUGUUCAUCGAAUACGUGUCGAUCAAUAAUCGAACAACAUUUAAAAAAUGAUUUAUUUAAACGUCUUGAUAAAAAAAAAGAAAAUUUUUUAAAUGAAUUUAAUUAUUUGGAAACAAUUCGUGAUAUAAAUCGUCAAUAUGAUGAAAUUGUUUUAACAAAUUGUAUAAUUGAUGAAAGAAUUUUUUUAGGAAAUAAAUUUCAAUGA